AUGUGGUGUUUAGGGGGUGUUACAUUAGUGGUUGCCAUAUACACGCAGGUCAGUGUCGCACUAAAUCAAGAUCCUAAUUUUAAUAAAGUAAUCAACAAGCUCGUAUGGAACAUACAUAUUGGACCAGCGGAGUUUGAGCGCCGUUGGCAUGAGAUGAUCGAGCAAUACAAUCUGGGGUUUGAUACUUGGUUCACAGAUAUGUAUGCAAUUCGACACUCGUGGAUUCCUGCCUUUUACAAGGACACUCCAAUGUCUGGUUUAAUGAAAACAACCUCAAGAUCCGAGAGUUCGAAUUCGUAUAUUAAUAUAUACAAAUCGUACUGGUUUGAUUUGGUUCAAUUCCUUAAUAAUUACGACAUAGCUAUAGAGAAGCAAAGAUACAGACAAUCUGUUCAUGAAACAGUAACGAGAACCACUAAUCCAAAAUUUGUUACUCCGCUGCGUUUAGAAAGUUAUGCAUCAAGAAUAUACAGUCGGGAUGUGUUUUUUGACAUACAAAAGGAGAUAAAGAAGGCUGUCUUGUGCUGUGCUAUAGAGAAUGUUGAAUGUCGGGAUGUCUUAAAGACAUUCGUGAUAAGCCACAAGAGGAAGAAAUCAUCUGAGAACAUCACAUAUCUGGUGAAUCGUAAUUACUCAACAGAUACUGUCGAAUGCGAGUGCAACCUAUUCACGCGUAAUGGUUAUCUUUGUCGUCACGCGUUCAAGGUAUUGAUAAAUGAUGAAGUUGAAUUCAUACCAGAUAUAUAUGUGUUACGACGAUGGAAACGACAGUUAGUUCCAGUACAGAUACAAUCUGCAAGGGUUCGUUACGGCGAGGUUGAUGCCGAAAAAGAAAAGUGCAUUAUUGAUGUAUAUUCGAAGGUUGACGAGAUCAUAAGCAUCGCCCGGAAUGAUAAGUCUAUAUUGGAGAGAAAUCUCGACACAUUUAUGGUUGAUAUAGAGAAGGAAGUUCCAUAUGAAGACCCAUCUCAACAGAGGAUUGAUGCAAUUAGGGAGCAUCUAGGUGUUUCAAUACCAGAUGAGGUAGAUAUUCUACCACCUUCUGGCAUUAGGAACAAGGGAUGCGAGACUGUUGAUGUUGUUGAUAGUGCCUUCAUUUUCAUGGAGAAAGUAGCCUAUGUGCAUUGUAGCAUGCAUGAUGCAGGAAUCUCUAGAUUUGGAUCAGUUAACAAACAACAACCUCAUUUGAAUGUUGCAAAAAGCUAUGCUGUAGAUGCCAUAUGUUCUAGAAAUGGAAAUUCCACUUGA
Molecule: messenger RNA, 1248 nt
Organism: Cynara cardunculus var. scolymus (artichoke)
Lineage: Eukaryota; Viridiplantae; Streptophyta; Magnoliopsida; Asterales; Asteraceae
Product: protein FAR-RED ELONGATED HYPOCOTYL 3-like
Exons: 3
Coding region: 1-1248 (415 amino acids)
Biological process (GO): regulation of DNA-templated transcription
Molecular function (GO): zinc ion binding
Source: RefSeq, a predicted model, not a curated record